Molecule: messenger RNA, 1325 nt
Organism: Striga hermonthica
Lineage: Eukaryota; Viridiplantae; Streptophyta; Magnoliopsida; Lamiales; Orobanchaceae
Source: the annotation of a GenBank genome assembly
CAGUCGUACGCAUCAUACGCAUCGCGGGCCACACGCGAUGAACGCCGAGCACGACGCGAUGACCGAGAGCGCUACGACGAGGAUCGGCGACGGCGCGAGGGGCGCGAUAACCGACUUCACGAGCGCGAUGAGCAAUUGGACGAACGGGCAGGUACACGACCGAAAAUUGUGAUGCCCACGUUCACGGGGACAGAUCCGGACGCAUGGUUGAGUCGAGCUUUGCAAUUCUUUGAGAUCAAUGAUGUGCCAAGGUACGAACGAGUACAAAUUGCUGCCUAUCACCUUGAUGGGGAAGCUAACGUUUGGUGGCAAUGGGUGAUGCACAAAAACCAUGGCGAGUACAUGCGAUGGAGAGAUUUUGAAAAAGAGCUUAUCAUGAGGUUUGGCUCGAGUGACUACCACGAUUACAACGAGGCUUUGUCAAGGAUCAAACAAGUGGGUAGUCUGAGGGAUUAUCAAAAAAAGUUCGAGCGAAUCGCUAGUAGGGUACGAGACUGGCCCGAGGCUGCGUUAGUGGGAACGUUUGUUGGAGGACUUAAAGCUGAACUGGCAGCCGAAGUGAGGUUGGACAGGCCAGGCUCGAUGCGAGCAGCCGUUGAGUCGGCUAGAUUGCACGAGGAACAUCUUGUGGCGGUGCGCAAGGCCAAGCCGAACGACACACGCACGGAGACCAAGCGCACGAACGCCGCAACCGAAGAACUGGCAGGGCGAACGGAGAGCAAACCGAUGGGCAAGAUUGUUCGAACGACGAGCAACAUACGACGGCUUACCAACAAAGAGAUGCAACGACGGCGAGAAAAAGGCCUUUGCUAUUCGUGCAAUGAAAAAUUUACGCCAGGCCACAGGUGCAAGGGUAAGGAGGUCUUUUUGUUGGAAUUUGAGGAAGAAGAAGAACCGAGAGAGGAGUCCCUAUUACAUAUGGUUAAAAGCAAGAAACGUGGUCCGAAGAUGAUCACAUUCACGGCUGAAGUAGGAGGAAAAUUGGUGGAAGUGCUGGUCGAUAGCGGAUCUACGCUAAACUUCAUUGAUGAGGAGUUGUCUAAAGAAAUCGAGAUUCCAUUCACCAAGGUAAAACCUUUUGGAGUAAAGGUUGCAAACGGGGAAACACUACGAGGAGAUAUUUUAUUCAAGGGUGUAAAGUUGAAAGCUCAAGGUCAAAGGAUGAGAGUGGAUCUCUAUGCAUUGCCAUUGAAGGCAGCUGAUGUAGUGCUUGGAUGCCAGUGGUUGGAGACUCUUGGUCCAAUCACAACCGAUUAUUGGAAAGGAACUAUGGAGUUCGGGAGGUCAAGCGAGAGGGUCAAGUUGAGGACUGAGGAUCCAGGCGG